Daucus carota subsp. sativus is the source of this 3211-nucleotide messenger RNA. Its product is annotated as 26S proteasome non-ATPase regulatory subunit 2 homolog A. NCBI's taxonomy places the organism in Eukaryota, Viridiplantae, Streptophyta, Magnoliopsida, Apiales, Apiaceae. The coding region runs from base 127 to 2796 and encodes 889 amino acids. Gene Ontology annotation, cellular component: proteasome regulatory particle, base subcomplex; proteasome complex; proteasome storage granule. Gene Ontology annotation, molecular function: enzyme regulator activity. Gene Ontology annotation, biological process: regulation of protein catabolic process; proteasome-mediated ubiquitin-dependent protein catabolic process. The transcript has 25 exons. The record is from RefSeq and is a predicted model, not a curated record.
GUCUGCAAAACCUUUACUUGGCCAGAACGAAACUCUCAUCUCCUAUAUCUAGGUUUUCAAUCACAACAAUCUCAGUUUUAAUCAACACUCUUCGAUUCUCACUCUCAAGUUUUUGCAACAUUCACAAUGGCACCAGAUCCAAACAACGCUAGCGGAAGCGGAGCAGCAGAUGCAUCGCUCAAAGCUCCCAAGGAUCUUAAAAAGAAGGACGAUAAGAAAGACGAGGAUCUCUCGGAAGAGGAUUUGGCACUGAAGCAGCAGUUGGAAUUGUAUGUCGAAAGAGUCCUGGAAUCUGAUCCUGGUUUACAGAAGGUUGCGCUGGAAAGCAUGAGACAGGAAAUUCGGACUUCAACAAGCUCCAUGACUUCGGUCCCAAAGCCAUUGAAGUUUUUGCGUCCUCAUUAUGGAACACUGAAAGCACAUUAUGAAACUAUGGAAACUUCUGAUGUGAAGAAACUACUUGCAGACAUACUUUCAGUUUUGGCGUUGACCAUGUCCGCUGAAGGAGAACGGGAGAGUUUGAAAUAUAGAUUAUUGGGUUCUGAAGGUGAUAUUGGCUCAUGGGGUCAUGAGUAUGUGAGGAACUUGGCUGGAGAAAUUGCACAAGAGUAUACAAAACGACAGAGUGAAGAGGCCACAAUUGAUGAUUUGAUGGAUCUUGUGAAACAAAUUGUUGCAUUUCAUAUGAAGCAUAAUGCGGAGCCUGAGGCUGUCGAUCUUCUAAUGGAGGUUGAAGACCUAGAUUUACUAAUGGACCAUGUCGACAAGACGAAUUAUAAAAGGACAUGUCUUUACCUUACCAGUUCAGCCAAAUACCUUCCUGGACCAGAUGAUGUGCUAGUCCUAGAUAUCGGAUACAUGAUAUAUAUGAAAUUUGAAGAAUACCCCAGGGCUCUUCAAAUUGCUCUAUUUCUGGAUAACAUGCAGUAUGUGAAGCAGGUUUUCACCUCUUGCAGUGAUAUGCUGCGGAAGAAGCAAUUUUGUUACAUCCUUGCUCGGCAUGGAAUUACUUUUGAGCUCGACGAGGAAAUGUGUGCUGAUGAUGAAGAGAGGGAGGCACUGCAAGAGAUUGUCAACAAUACAAAAUUAACUGAAGGUUAUCUUACCCUUGCUCGUGAUAUAGAAGUCAUGGAGCCCAAGUCUCCUGAAGACAUUUAUAAGGCACAUUUGCUUGAUGGUCGGGCUAGUGCAAGUGCAACCGUGGAUUCGGCUAGGCAGAACCUGGCGGCAACUUUUGUUAAUGCCUUUGUGAAUGCCGGUUUUGGUCAAGACAAGCUAAUGACAGUACCAUCGGAGUCCGCAAGUGGCGGUUCAUCAGGGAAUUGGCUUUUCAAGAACAAAGAACAUGGGAAGGCUAGUGCUGCUGCAAGUCUGGGGAUGAUUUUGCUUUGGGAUGUUGACUCUGGACUUGCACAAAUUGACAAGUAUUUCCAUAGUAAUGACAGCCAUGUCAUAGCAGGUGCAUUGCUAGGUGUUGGGAUUGUGAACUGUGGAAUAAAAAAUGAUUGUGAUCCUGCUUUAGCGCUUCUUGCUGAUUAUAUUGACAAAGAAGAGUCAUCUAUUAGAAUCGGUGCAAUAAUGGGUCUUGGUCUUGCAUAUGCUGGUUCUCAGAAUGAACAGAUUCGGAGUAAGUUGACUCCUAUCCUAGGAGAUUCAAGGGCACCUCUUGACGUGAUUGCUUUCACAGCAAUCUCACUGGGAUUGGUUUAUGUUGGUUCUUGCAAUGAAGAUAUAGCACAGGCAAUCAUAUUUGCGUUGAUGGAUCGUAGUGAAUCAGAACUGGGGGAGCCUCUUACCCGCUUUUUGCCUCUCGGACUUGGUCUCCUUUAUCUUGGAAAACAGGAAAGUGUGGAGGCCACCGCUGAAGUUUCAAAAACAUUUAACGAUAAAAUUAGGAAAUACUGUGACAUGACCUUGCUUUCUUGUGCCUAUGCUGGAACAGGGAAUGUUCUGAAGGUCCAGCACUUUCUUGGUCAGUGUGCGCAGCAUCUUGAGAAGGGCGAAACCUAUCAAGGUCCUGCUGUACUGGGAAUAGCUAUGGUAUCUAUGGCAGAAGAACUUGGUGUCGAAAUGGCUAUUCGCUCUCUAGAGCAUCUUUUACAAUAUGGGGAACAGAAUAUCAGAAGAUCAGUCCCAUUGGCUCUUGGGCUCCUCUGCAUAUCAAACCCCAAGGUUAAUGUUAUGGAUACAUUAAGUCGACUUAGUCAUGAUGCAGAUACAGAAGUAGCAAUGGCUGCUGUUAUCUCCCUGGGGUUGAUAGGUGCGGGAACUAACAAUGCUAGAAUAGCAGGCAUGCUACGCAAUCUAUCAAGUUAUUACUACAAAGAAGCUAGCCUCCUCUUCUGUGUGCGGAUUGCUCAGGGUCUCGUACACAUGGGAAAGGGCUUGUUGACUCUUUCUCCUUACCACUCCGAACGGUUUUUAUUGUCCCCGACGGCACUUGCUGGAGUUGUAACUUUGCUGCAUGCUUGUCUUGAUAUGAAAGCCAUAAUCCUAGGCAAAUACCAUUAUGUUCUUUACUUCGUUGUUUUGGCGAUGCAGCCAAGGAUGUUAUUAACCGUGGAUGAAAACCUCAAACCACUGUCUGUUCCUGUUCGGGUUGGUCAAGCUGUUGAUGUUGUUGGUCAGGCAGGCAGGCCCAAAACCAUUACUGGUUUUCAGACCCAUUCAACCCCUGUACUUUUGGCAGCUGGCGAUAGAGCUGAACUCGCAACAGAAAAGUACAUUCCGCUAUCACCCAUCUUAGAAGGCUUUGUCAUCUUAAAAGAGAAUCCAGAUUACAAAGAGGAUAAUUAGGUACCCUGGAGUAAUCUGAAUUCUGCAAUUAGCCCCCGUGUCACCAUGAAGGGAUUUGGGAAACUAAUUUAAUUUGUGAUGCUUGAUUCAUUUACAUAGUUUCUCAGGAAAAUUCCAUACAAAAGCCUUUGAUUGGAGAUGCCAGCACAAAGCUGUAACAGCAGUAUGAUGAGGAUAUUGCCACUUGUGUAUUAUGGUGUAAUAUUCUUAUUGGUAAUGAUGUUGGGGCAGUUUUUUUCUCUUAGUUUUUGUUUUUAACUGUUAUUUUGAUCGAAACACGUUUUACCUUACAUGUCAUAUGUGUACUUGAUUGGGUAGGUAGAUGGACUGAGGUGUACGUGAUGAAUUAUAAUUCAGAUGCAGUCAGGGCUGAUCUCAUUUCUAGUUUCCAAAUACAGAUCGUUUGUUUUGAAUA